AUGUCGGAGUUUGCAACCGAUGACCCCAUAACCCUACUUUCCGGCCGUUUGGCGACUUUUAAAAACUGGCCUUACAUGGGUGCUAAAGACAAGUGUAUACCUCAGGCGUUGGCUGAAGCGGGUUUCUACCAUCGACCAGACGUAUCGGAAGAUUCAGUUCAGUGUUUUCUCUGUCAAAAAAUUCUUGGUGGAUGGAAUCCCGAUGAAGAUCCAAUGCAGGAACACAUCUCUCACUGUCCAGAUUGUGCUUUUGUGCAGCUAUUUGAGGCCCAUGGUGGGGGCUAUGAGAAGGUUUCACGGAAGGUCGCGAUCGAGGCAGAAUGUGCGCGCUUUCGAGCGAGUUUUUCGAGAAUUUUUGAGGAAGAAAUCAAAAAGCAUCAAGUGUGGUUUGAAGAAAAUUUAGAGAAACUCAAGGAAGCUGUCAACUCAUCCCUGGAGACUGGCAAGUGGCAGUCGUCCUCGAUCCCUUCAACAACAAGAAGUACUACAAAAAAGCGACCUGCCCGCUAG
Mesocestoides corti is the source of this 510-nucleotide messenger RNA. The record is from the annotation of a GenBank genome assembly. Lineage: Eukaryota; Metazoa; Platyhelminthes; Cestoda; Cyclophyllidea; Mesocestoididae.